ACCGCGACGUGGACCGCCGCCGCGAUGGCGGGCGCAGCAGGGGUGGUAGAGACUUUGCCAACGGCCACGGUCGCCGACGUUCGCCCCCGCCCAGGAGCCGCCUCGCGGGAAGGCUUGGUGACCGUGAGCCUGGCGAGGUGCUGAGCGGUAGCGCAUCUGAUGACUCCGGUGGGAGGUCGGAUAGAGGGAGGGAAAAUGGCGUGCGCAGUUCUAGCAGGGAGGGCGACAUGGUGGCAGGCACUGGGAUCUCGUCACCGAUCAAGAAGAGGAAAUUCUCACCGAUAAUUUGGGACAGGGAUAGCCCAAAGCCACCGCAUUCUGGUGCAGCCAGGGACAAGAAAUCGGUAGAAUCUGUUCCUUCUGAGCUCCCUCCGCCGCCGCCGCUGCCACAAGACCACAUCCCACUGAGCUUGUCUGUGGAGAAGUCACCUAUGGAUGUAGAAACUACUGUUGGUACAGAGAGUGCUGAGCAGUUGCCGGAACAUGAGGUCAAUAAGGUGAUAGAGCAGGAAGAGGACUAUCCAAGUCCAACAAUGAGGAACAUAUCGACUUCAAGAUGGGCGGGUGCAAAUGAUGAUGAGGAAGGUGGGGCAGCUCCAAUGAAGAAGAGAAGUGUUUCACCUGCAGACUCCUCUGUACCAGGUCAGUGGAAACGAGCAAGCCCAGAACCUGGUGAAGUCUCUGGAGGAAGGGCAAUGUCUAGGUCAUCUGAUUCAGGGAAAAUAGGUAAUGAUGAGAAAGAAGAUUCCGAGGUCGAUAAAGAUGACUAUAUGGAUGUUGACAGGGAGCAUGCUAGUGACAGUGGUACAGAAAACUGUAUGUCGGAUACUGACUCAGACAAUGAAAUGUGCAGGCCUGAAACCCCUGAACCAGAGAGGCCACCACACAGGUGUAUCAAUAUGCUUCAAGGUUGCAGAAGUGUUGAUGAGUUUGAGAGGCUCAACAAAAUUAAUGAGGGAACAUAUGGUGUUGUAUACAGAGCAAGGGAUAAGAAGACAAGUGAGAUUGUUGCAUUGAAGAAGGUAAAGAUGGAGAGGGAGCGAGAAGGUUUCCCAUUAACCUCUCUUAGGGAAAUAAAUAUCCUCUUGUCUUUCCACCAUCCUUCAAUCGUGGAUGUUAAGGAAGUAGUAGUUGGAAGUAGUUUAGAUAGCAUUUUUAUGGUUAUGGAGUACAUGGAACAUGAUCUUAAAGGUGUCAUGGAGACCAUGAAACAACCAUAUACACAAAGCGAGGUCAAAUGUUUGAUGCUUCAGCUGCUAGAGGGUGUAAAAUAUCUACAUGACAAUUGGGUACUCCAUAGGGAUCUGAAGACCUCAAAUCUUUUGCUGAAUAACCGUGGUGAGUUAAAAAUAUGUGAUUUUGGACUGUCUCGUCAAUAUGGGAGCCCAUUAAAACCUUAUACUCAACUGGUUGUGA
Messenger RNA from Zea mays, 1416 nucleotides. Lineage: Eukaryota; Viridiplantae; Streptophyta; Magnoliopsida; Poales; Poaceae. The record is from RefSeq.